Cuscuta epithymum is the source of this 3863-nucleotide messenger RNA. The record is from the annotation of a GenBank genome assembly. NCBI's taxonomy places the organism in Eukaryota, Viridiplantae, Streptophyta, Magnoliopsida, Solanales, Convolvulaceae.
UCCUAAUCCAACCGGUUUUGUUGCUUGUUUAUUUAUAAACCCAUUCAUUCAUUAAUAAAGAGAUAAUUUUUCGGUUAUCCAAUCCGGUCUUCUAUCACUCUGAAAGUCUUCUGAAGAUAAAAUCCGUCCUUUACAACGCUAGGCAUAUUAUUUCUUGCGUUAAUAUAAAUUUUUGGUUAAGGGUUUCCAUGAGGAAUUUAGGAUUGAUAGGCAAAAAAGCAUUGCCCGCCGGCAGCGGGAAGGAAGACGAAGAAGAGGAAAGGGCAGGCUGGGGCGAUUUAAACGAGGAGCUUUUGUGCUGUAUAUUGUCGCGUUUGGAUGUGAUAGGAGAUGAGGUGAGCUUUCAGUGCGUUUGCAAAUCAUGGAAGCUGGCAGCGGCAAGAAGGAUGCCGCCGCCACAGGCGGCGUUAGCAUCUCAUCACGAUCCUCCGCCUGCUUUAGAUUCGGCGCCGCAUCUGAUGUACUUGAACCACAGAACUGGGAGGUUCAAUUUCCAUGACCCGACUCGCAGAGGUGCCACAUAUUCAGUACACAUUCCUGAACUAUUGGGGGAUUACCCGGGCGAGGUUGAAUGUUAUUAUGCCAGCUGCGGUUGGCUGCUUCUUCGCAAGGGCCCCAUGACAUACUUCCUUUUUAACCCCUCCACCAUGGAUAGAAUUGACCUUCCUCCAGUACGUGACAUGCCCAUCUCAUUCGAAUGCAUGUGUUUCUCUGGUUCGCCCACUUCUUCCGCGUGCAGGAUUGUUGGCUUUGUCAGUUAUGUCCCACAAAAAGUGGCCUUUAUUGGAGAAACAAUGGUGGGAUGUGAUUCUUGGUCCGUGUUGGUCAACACUAGCAACCCAGAUGACUUCGUGGCAUCCAUAUGCCCCCCCAUUGUCUGUGAUGGGAGCUUUUAUGUUUUGGGUGAAUCUGGGAAUUUGGGAUGCCUCUGGUUUCGACCUCCCAAAAAGGGACUGACUGGGGUUUUUUGGGAAGUUAUUGGCAAGCCAGCAGAUGAACUCUUUGAGACAUUCAAAGAUCAAUUCCUCCUCGAAAGCGAUGGCGACAUCAUGUGCGUGGCAACUCUACAAGGAGGCGGCGAAGUUUGUGUUCUCAAGCUUGAUCCACACACUCAAGUGUGGCAAAAGGUGGAUGAUCUCCAAGGAAAAGCCUUGUACGUUUCUCAAUCCGCAUCCUUCUCCCUUAAAGCAAUUCCCAGAGGAACCGGUAACAAGGUCUACUUUCCUAGAUUCUACAACAACCGAGGACUGUUUUAUUGCAUGAGAACCAAGGAGUGGCGCAACUUUCCACAUACUUUCUCAAGAUGGAGAAGAAUAAGAAGACAGCUUCAUCCGAGAAAGCUGGUACCUUCACCGACAAAUAUGUAAUUGAUCCAAAUCAGCCCCAGCCCCAGGUUAUGAUGAAUAGUAAGAUAAUGGUAAAAUGAUGGUUGAUGUUGACAUCAACACAGUUCUCACUUCUCGAAGAGGUUGAAGAGACAAAUAGGGAGGAGGAAGCAGUGAACCAGAAAACAGAGGGUAGAAGAAAUGAACAUAAAGAGGUGAGUGCACAGAAGGUGUCUGAGAAAGAGGUACGUGAGUACACAGAGGUCUUUGGCUGAGAUACAUAUCAACGGAGGAAGAUUUUGUCAACCUUUCAGACAGCACGGAAUGUGAUCGCAUCUCAACACGGGGAUACUGGCUAGUGGGAUGCUUUACAGGCACUUUCUUGAGUAUGAGGGCUAUUCAUCUUCUCAUGGAAACCUGGGGAAUUAGAUGUAAAUUGGUAACACAUGAACCAGGUUUGGUUGUCUUUCAGAUAAAAAAUGAAGAGGAUUGAGCAAAAGUUCUUAUGGAGGGGCCUAAUGUUGUUACGGGGAGAGCACUAAUGUUAAAAAAAAGCAGGCACGGUUCAUUUAUGAUGAUGAGGAGUUCUUGAGAGUACCCAUGUGGACUAUACUGCCUAUGGAUUGUUGGAAGGAGGAGAUAUUAGGAAGAUCCCUUCAAGAGUUGGCUUGCCGAUAUUCACUCACGGUAUUACUAGUGAGUAGUGACAACUGACGAGAUGAGAUCGGAUUAUGCUAGAAUAUUGGUGGGAGUUGAUGUUUCUAAGCCUCACGCUUUGUUUGUCGAUAUCAAGCUUCCCUCUAGGCGGAACAGAAGACAAUUCAUCAUCUAUGAGACCUUCCCUAAUUACCGUUUUCACUAUAUAAAGCAUGGACAUCGUAUAGUUUAGUAAGAAAAAAGCAAUUGGGGAGGAUCAUAUAGUUACUACACUAUUGGGGAGAUUUUAACUCUGGUAGACAGUAGACACUGAGCUGGGGGAGAACAAGGCUAAUGAUAUUGUAAGGGAUGAUGCGGUACCAGAACCCAAUAAUAUCGAAGGAGCUAACAUCUUACCUAAUCCUUGUGAGGAAGUUUCUGCUAUAGCAAAGGAAACAGAGAAGGUUGCUCAGGAAGAAAUACGGGAAAAGGAAACACUAUUUAUAGCAUUUUUCAUUGAAGCAUCUAACCAAACACUUGGUAGAUAUUCUGGCUUGGUAGUUUUGGCACUUAUCCUCGGAGGAAUUAGCCUUAACCCAACAGCCUUGAUAGUUUUCCAAACAUUGGGGACACCCUACUUAUGUGUGAACAUAUCUUACACAAGUGUUCCAAAUAUGAUGAACUGUUCCUCACGAUUUCAAUCACUAGAUGAUGACUCCACUCCAAAGUAAAUUGCUGGAUUAAUUUGAAAUGUAGCUGCAACACCGACCUGAAUAGAACAAUGAAAAAUGAGGAAGGAUAUCAGGAGAUAUACAGAGAGGUGAACUGGUGAAGCCUAUAAAAUUUGAAAUACCAAGUAACAAAGAAACAAAUGGGUAUGGGCUGGCAAUUUUUUAAUGUCAGAGAACGUUUGAUCAAAUAAUAAAGAACAUAAACUUUGCCAUUAACGAGAUGCCCCAGUUUCGAACUAAUCUGACUGUUCCCUACUUCCCUAUAAUUAUCACCUUUUAGACUUUUAGUGUGUCUUAGGGGUGGACUCGGUCUGGUCUCGGUUUCCCAUAUCUAAGACCGGAAUCGACCCAGACUAAUAUGGUUUGCGGUCCCGGUCUCGGUCCCAGUCCGGUCUACCCGGCCGGUCGUGGGUUGGUCCGGCCUUGUUUUUUUGUACUGAAAUUCACACAUUUAAAAAACAAAUGUAUAUUCAUUACAAACACUACAUUGAUUUAGAGUAGUAACACAUUUAUAAAUUACAAUUGAAAAUGUAACUAAUACGUAGUAUGAUCAAGUGUGUUUAGUAUGGGUUGGGAUAUUAGGGCACAGCCUAUCCGCCCAAGUACCGGCCCAAUAUUCCUAAGGAGCCCAACUUUUACACCGUCUGUCAAACAGAUAAACCCGCACAGGAAGAGCUGCACGGCCUAUGCCGAACGGGUAUGACCGGAUGGUCCAAUUAUAUACCACUUGAGCCAUUUUUCCCAUUGCUGAAAGCUGGCCAUGGCGGAACAUUCAAGAUAGUUGGCGGGAAUACUCGUAAUUGACGGGAAGCGCAUUUAAUGCAAGAGAUAUGGAGGAUUUUAUGGUUGAGAGAGCAUCCACUCAUGAUCGGCCACGUCAUCCUCUCCAACUACUACUUCAUAGUAUAAAUAUCAUCACUUAUUUCAUUGUAAAUGAUUAGCAAUUUGAUACUCUUAACAUUAUACUUCUCUCUAGGCUGCCUGAAUAUUCCCGUUCGCCAGUCUACAUGUAAUCAGACUAUUUUCUGGAACAGGAUUGGAUUACUUGCAGUGAUUUGUUGCUUCUACACUUGUACCAUACGUGUAUCUUAAUCAGAUCAUUCCAACGAUAUCCAAAUGAGUGUGUUGGGCUUUUAGACUUAGAGGAAUAAACCUCAACAAGAGAUUAUAG